GGCCGGGGCCAGGGCCGGGCUGGGCGCCGCCAUGCGGGAGCCGAGCGUGCGCGCGGCGGCGCUCGUGCUGUGCAUCCUGUCCUACCUGCUGGUGGGCGCCGCCGUCUUCGACGCGCUCGAGUCCGAGGCGGAGAGCGGCCGGCAGCGGCUGCUGGCCCGGAAGCGCGGCGAGCUGCGGCGCAAGUACGGCUUCUCGGCCGAGGACGACCACGAGCUGGAGCGCCUGGCGCUGCAGGCCGAGCCGCACCGUGCUGGGCGCCGGUGGAAGUUCGCCGGCUCCUUCUACUUCGCCAUCACCGUCAUCACCACCAUCGGGUACGGCCAUGCCGCGCCAGGCACGGACUCGGGCAAGGUCUUCUGCAUGUUCUAUGCGCUCCUGGGCAUCCCCCUGACGCUGGUCACCUUCCAGAGCCUGGGCGAGCGGCUGAACGCGCUGGUGCGGCGCCUCCUGCUGGCGGCGAAGCGCUGCCUGGGCCUGCGGCGGCCGCGCGUGUCCACCGAGAACAUGGUGGUGGCCGGGCUGCUGGUGUGCGCGGCCACCCUGGCCCUCGGGGCCGCCGCCUUCGCGCACUUCGAGGGCUGGACCUUCUUCCACGCCUACUACUACUGCUUCAUCACCCUCACCACCAUCGGUUUUGGCGACUUCGUGGCGCUGCAGAGGGACGAGGCGCUGCAGAGGAAGCCGCCCUACGUGGCUUUCAGCUUCCUCUACAUCCUCUUGGGGCUCACGGUCAUCGGCGCCUUCCUCAACCUUGUGGUCCUGCGCUUCCUCGCCGCCAGCACCGGCGCGCUCGAGCGCGCUGCCCGCCGCGCCGGCCCGCUCCGCCUGGGGGCGCCCGAGAGCCGCGGCCGCUGCCCGGCCCGCCGCCCCGCCCGCCCCGGGGGCCCCGCCUCGGUCUCCCACCGCGUCCACCAGCUGGAGGUGUGGGCCCGCGACAAUCUGGGCUUCUCGCCCCCCGCGAGCCCGAGGGCUGUGGGCGGCGGCAGGGCAGGCGGGCCUCUGGCCCGGCGGAAGUCCAUCUAACAGCCUCCCCCGCCGGGGGUGGGUCCCGGACUCGGAGGGUCCGGGUUCACCUAUCAGUGCACCCUCCGCAGAGCUUGGGGAGGGGGGAGGGGCCGUGGCCUCAGGCCGUCUUCUGCCACGAGCAGUUUCUCAUUCCCUUCUGUGGCGAGCCCCUCCCUCCUCUCCAAAAACAUAUUAAACUCGCAUCAGAAGCACAACGCUACUCUAAAAUCACCCUGUAGGUGCAAGUCCCUUGUAGCCCACAUUGAGGAAGGCGUGGCCCCAUCGGUCACCUGAGAGAGGCCUCCACAGGCCCCUGUCACUACCUGGCCCUCCGGAGCACAAACAGGUGGCUGUUCCUCUGUUGUGCGAAGACGCUGGCUUUCCGGGUUGUAGGGGAUGUGGACGACUUUCAACACGGGAAUCCCACCGGUGAGGCCAGCUGUUCACACUAUGUGCAGCACAGGGAUCAGAUGGACUGAAGGAAAAGGUCUCCCGUCCAGUGUAGACGAGUGGGCACAUCUCUGCCCUGUUUAAAUGGUGGCUCGUUCUUUGCUCAGUGUGUAGAGAGGAGCUGGCCUGUGUGUAAAUGAAGUACACCUCCCUUGUCCCCCUAAGCUGAGGCUCUUUGUCCUUGGCCAGCCCCCCUUCAGCAUGAGGGGGGCCUUGCUGACACCCACCAUGUCACUGGGGCCACCUAGAUGCACUCAAAUCCUGUGGGACAAGCUAUCUUCCCGGAGCUGUGUGAUCUGGGGCCUGCCAAUCACCCACAAUAUGACCUUGGGGAAUCUCAUCCCCUACCUGGGCCUCAGUUUCCACAUCUGUAAAAUGACUGGGUUCACUCAGAAUUCUGUUCCCUCCUGUGCACCUCUGGAAUGGUUCCUGGGACAGGCCCCU
Messenger RNA from Equus caballus (horse), 1900 nucleotides. It is a transcript of the gene KCNK15, whose product is annotated as potassium two pore domain channel subfamily K member 15. Gene Ontology annotation, biological process: potassium ion transmembrane transport; stabilization of membrane potential. Gene Ontology annotation, molecular function: outward rectifier potassium channel activity; potassium ion leak channel activity. Gene Ontology annotation, cellular component: plasma membrane. The record is from RefSeq and is a predicted model, not a curated record. NCBI's taxonomy places the organism in Eukaryota, Metazoa, Chordata, Mammalia, Perissodactyla, Equidae.